Nothoprocta perdicaria is the source of this 2695-nucleotide messenger RNA. RefSeq lists its product as uncharacterized. Gene Ontology annotation, cellular component: cytoplasm. The record is from RefSeq and is a predicted model, not a curated record. Lineage: Eukaryota; Metazoa; Chordata; Aves; Tinamiformes; Tinamidae. The coding region runs from base 1 to 1767 and encodes 588 amino acids. The transcript has 3 exons.
AUGGGCGCGCGGCUCGGCGCGGCCCCGGCCAAUGGCAAGGCGCCGCCUGCCGGCACGGCGAGGGGCGCCGCCAUGAAGGAGGCGGCGGCGGGCGCGGAGGAGCGGGCGCUGCUGCGGGACUACGUGGCCUUCUACGGCGCGCAGGGCGCCGCGGGGCGGCUGGGCUGCGGCCGCGGCCUCCUGCGCGACCUGCUCAAGGCGCUGGAGGUGCUGGAGCUGCUCUGCGUCAACCUGCUGCUCUGCCCCUGGAGGAAGGAGAUCCAGUCGCUGAAGACGUUCACUGGUAAUUUUGUCUACUAUAUUCAAUCUGUGCUCCCAGAUGACAUACUAAAAACAGUACUGGAGAAAAUAGGCUACGUUGCAACAACAUCAACAGAGUUUUCACUUGUAAGAAAGAGAAACAAUGAGGAAACAAAGCAGACUGCGUUUGAAAUAUUCCUGGCAAGAAUCGAGUGUGAAAUCAUCCUUGAAAUGACAAAGGACGAAGAACAAGGCAAUUUGGAGAAGACCCUGCAGAAGGGAACACAGAUGCUUUGGCAUCAGGGAGAUGGGGACAAAGAGGAUCAGACACUCCCAAGAAAAGACUCUGAAAAUCUGGAAAACAAAGAAAACAGCGAGACACCUUUGUGCUUUGCUACUCAGCCUAAGUCUUCAACUAACAGUGAUAAAUCCUUUGAAGACGCCAAGAACCUUAAGAUCAAAGAUGACAGAUCUCACUUAGCAGCUACUCAAUCCACUAACAGGCUUCAGGAACAUCAAAGGCAAGUCACCAACACAACACCCUUUCCGGGCAAAUGCUCAGACAGCGAGGACUUCUUGAUCAAAUAUAGUGACAUUGUCAUAAGACAAACACCUAUUUUCAGUGAGAAUCUCUCUCAAAAAGCUUUUGAAAAAAAGCCAGGAGGCAGUUUAAGUGAAGAAUGUGUUUUGGCAGUCACUGCACAGCCAACUGAAAAUGAGAUCCCAUCUGUGCCACUCUUGCCAGGAGCAAGUGGUCUACCUGCCUUUGCAAUAUUUGCUGACAGCUCUUUUGACAAUAAAAACAGUCUGGACUACAAAGCUCAAGUAGUCCCUGAAGAAUCAAUUGAGGCAAAAAUUAGUGAUGCUAUAAACUGCGUAGACCCAGACCCUGUAGAUGAACCCAGUGAGCUGAAAUCUCUGCCAUAUGAAGAUAUUAUAUCUGUUCCAGACCAGACGGUCACAAAGGAUAAGGAAAUCUCUGAGCUGUCUUUAACCUUUACUAAAGUACAAAUCAAGGAAGCUCAAGAAGAGCUGAUGUAUCCAGUAGAAGAAACUGGGCAACCUGAGUCAACAGCGUAUGGAACUACAAGAGACAGGAGUGUAAGAGAUUUUAAUGAUUCUAAAAUAAAACGUGCACACCCAAGUAAUGCUCAGAUGCAGAGUAGUCCAGCUGCACAUGUUGGACUAUCUUCAAGACUAUACUGUUCUGUUAGGAACAGGGAGGAUCCCACCAAUGGAUCUGAGAAUAAGAGACUAUUAAUGGAUAGUCCUGCCACUCACACAGCUUGUGGACGCUUCAGACACAUUAGAGAGCCACCCAAUCCCACCUACAUCCCACCACAAAGUAUUCAUGUCCAGUCUCCACACACCACUAGCCCUCAUUCACAUGGUAGAAGAAACUGGUUGCUGCAGCCUGAAGGAGACUGUGCUGUAUCCACUGAAGUAAAGGGGGAGAGUCAUUUAAAAAUAAAUGAAAUCCAGGAGCCUUAUGUCAUUGUUGACAAAAUUGAUCAGGGAAUGUCUUAAUUCUACUGCUGCAUUAUUUGCCUUUUUCCUCCUCACUUGUGGCCUUACUCAUCUUUUCAGCAAGAUGAUUAGCCCUACUCUUAGCAUUGCAAUGGGCAGAGGGAAGGUGGGGUGAGAAUCAGAAUGGCCUCGCUAAAUACAGGGGCAGAUGUGCUGUAGGUGUAAGUGGUAUGUGAAGAGGGUUGAGCUGAGGAGAGGGAGGGAGCAAGAUGGUCACUAUCAUCUCAACUAUAUGUGCAACUGCCAUUGGAAUCCUAACACUGAGAACCUCGGUCACCUCAACGCCUUGCUGGAAAAGUAUUUAAUAUAACUUUUAAAUACAUUUUGCAUUUAGAUCAGGAAAUGCAGCUGUAUUUGCUUCAAAGCUCAUUUUAAGCAACAAGUCUGCCUUCAGCUUUGAGUAGGAAUUUAGGGCAAAGCAAAUAUAUGCAAAUAUACAUACAUAAAUCACUGUACCCUUGUUUUUCCUUUCUUUGGCAUACCUACUUGUAUUCUUGCUAAUAAUCUUCCCCUCUGUGGGGGGUUAUUAAAAUGUUGUAUUUUAAAUCAUGUUUUGUUAAUUGUUCCAGAACUCAUUUAAGAUUGCAAAACUUCUCAUCACAAAUGAAGAUACUCUCUGAAGUACUUAGAUAACUACCAACUCUACAGUAUCCAUAUACCUGUCAUCACAUUAUUUUUACUAAAUUCCAAUGAGGAAGAGUAAUUAAUAGCACUUGCAUAAGAGCCAAAGUGCAAGGAAACUGAAGGCCAUCACUUCACUCCAUAACAAUUUUAUUUCUGGCCUUCAUUAAAACCUUUGUUCAGUUAACAUCUACUGUGUAAAGUGCUGGAAGUCUCAGAAUACUAAUUCCUCCUCAUAAACCUCUCCCAAAAUUGCCAGUCUUUAGGCAGGUACCUAGAUCUUUCACAUUGUCCUAUUUUGAGCAGU